CUUUCACAUGUCUGUUUGGCUUGGAAACUCCAGGACACAGCUGAAUCAUGUUCCUUGUCAUUCUUUUAUUUGGCUUCUUCCCCCUCAGCUCAGCUCUCUCUCACCAAUACCACUUUGUGAACGAACCGAAAACCUGGAGUGAAGCCCAGAGUUACUGCAGGGCCAAUUACACAGACCUGGCCACCCUUUACAACACGGACGAUGUGAACGCACUCACUCAACUUGGCAGCCAGACUGGCUCUGCUUGGAUCGGACUUCAUGACGACGUGCUGAACAGCUGGAGAUGGUCCAUUACGAACAGCAGUUUCUAUGGUCCAGAAGAGACGACAUAUAGAAACUGGGAUCAGACCCCAUUUGUACAACCCGAUAACUUCAGAGGAAAAGAGCUGUGUGUAGAAAUGUUACCUGAUGGAAGUUGGAAUGAUAUACCUUGUGAAAACAACAAGUCAUUUGUUUGCUAUGGAGUCAAUGAUACCUACGUUUUGAAUACGACAAAAUUGUCAUGGAAUGAUGCCCAAGCCUCCUGUAGAGCCAACUACAUUGAUCUUGCAAGCAUAAGGAAUAGUACGGAAAAUCAAAAGGUCCAUGAUGCCGCAAACGGCAAUAGAGUAUACAUUGGCCUGAACAGAACCAGAUUGUGGUCAGACGGGAGUGACUCCUCUUUUAGAAACUGGAAAUCCGGUCAACCUGAUAACGCCAAUGGUAAUCAACUCUGCACUGCAGUGUCAUUCAGUGACUCGGGCCAGUGGACGGAUGAGAACUGUAGUACUACCCGCCCUUUCUUCUGCUACUCAGCCUUUGUAGCUGGUCUGAGGAUGGUUGUCGACACAGAGACUGACCUGACUGACCUUACUGAAGCUGAGAUUGAAGAAAUCAUUCUAAAACCAUUUCUUGAGGAGCUGAUUGAGAAUGGCCUUCCAAACAGCACGACUUUGAGACUGAGACGUGUUCACCGUAUCAAUACAUGAGGAAGUCAAACAACAUCAUGAUUAGUUUUGCAUGUAAGACGUUGUGUUUGAGGCAAUGAAUUAACUACUGUUGCUGACUUUUCAU
Sardina pilchardus (European sardine) is the source of this 1053-nucleotide messenger RNA. Its product is annotated as macrophage mannose receptor 1-like. The record is from RefSeq and is a predicted model, not a curated record. Lineage: Eukaryota; Metazoa; Chordata; Actinopteri; Clupeiformes; Clupeidae. The coding region runs from base 48 to 968 and encodes 306 amino acids. The transcript is spliced from 5 exons.